Marchantia polymorpha subsp. ruderalis is the source of this 2701-nucleotide messenger RNA. Lineage: Eukaryota; Viridiplantae; Streptophyta; Marchantiopsida; Marchantiales; Marchantiaceae. The record is from the annotation of a GenBank genome assembly.
GCAACUUCAGAUCGGAAGGACUGAGGGCUCUAUGCGAGAAACUGAAGUUGGUUGAAACUAGAACCACGUUUCUGGAGGCACAAAGAGGCAGCGAGAAAGGAUUCGAGAGGAGGACAUUUAUGGUGUGAUACGAGGUCGAGCUUCGAACGAAAGAAGCGGUGACCGGAUCAGUGCGCUGAUGCGCUAGUGCCCCGUGCACAUGGAUGGAAUGUUGCAUCUUUGACGCUGUGGCGUGGCUGGAGGCUGUGGGACCGUCCUCCCGAUCGACUAGGUCUGUUGCCUUCGAGGCCUCGCUGGGUGCUCUGUUCGUCGAGGCAGCGAUCAUGCGUGCUUUAUGUUGUCGUAGGGAAUGGAUGACUUCUCUGCCGAGCCGGUCCAGAGCGAUGUCGAUGUCGAUGCCGAUGCGCGAGAGGUCUGCACUGUGAGCAGGUUGUGUCUGUUGCUGCCGCAGACGAUUCUCCAUCGUCCAGCACCCGUGUGCGGACGAGCCGCAGGUGUUUGUUCUGACGCUUUCAUUGGAGUUUUCCGCUCGGUGGAACGGGGGCGGAUUUCGAGCUUUUGGUCCGACACUUCAGUCUGUUGGCCUACUUUAAUUCGCAAUUACUUGCCGAUCUUCUCUCCGGCUCAUUCAACUCGAUCGUUGUUUUAGCUGUGCGCAUGAAAUCUCAAGAGGAAGGAGGGCUGGACUACCCCAGACUUUACUGCAUUCCCAUACAUUAGGAUUGUGAGUUCUUCGGCGAAAGGAUUUCGAAUUUAUACGAGAUAAAAAAGAUGGAAGGAUUUUCAGGGGGCGCCGAAUGGGAUCAAUCACACGAGGUUAAAAGUCAGGUGGAGGAGCAAAAAGCUGUGUAUAAUGUACAGUGCUGGGGUUGCACUCAGUGGUUGGUGCUGCCUUCGUAUGCGCCAAAUUUCAAAUGUGGAUGGUGUGGAGCCUUGACUAUCUACAAAGCUCCUCAACCUGCUCGUAGUCGGUGGUCCAUGUGGCUCUUAACUUUCAGAGACCGUGCCUUUGUAACGAUUGUAUUGGCAAUCAUCGCCUCAAUAGUAUGUGGAGGCGUAUGGGCAGCCUUUCCUGUCCUCUUCCCCACAAUCAGUCUGGGAUUGGUCUUCCAUUCUUUAGUCACCGUAAUCCUAUUGUUCAAUACCGUGUUCAAUUUCGCGCUUUCUUCUCACGUACAAGCUGGCCCGGUUGGAAAAAUCUCCUGGGGAGAAAUAGGAUUUGUUCCGAAGGGUGGUUUGGAAGGGCACACAUUUUGCGACUAUUGCCAAUCUCCUAAACCCGCAAGUGCCCAUCACUGUCGGAAAUGUGCCACUUGCGUGAUGGACAUGGAUCAUCAUUGCCCUUUUAUUGGGAACUGCGUUGGAGCGAACAACCACCGGUAUUUCAUACUCUUCUUACUGUACACUGUGAUCAGCUGUCUCUAUGUUUUUGUAAUGGGACUCUACACCGGCCUGCAGGUAUGGCCAUCAGUGAUCAGCAUCAAUUACAGUCUAAAAAGGGUUCCUAGGCAAAUACCUAUGGGUCUUGCUUUAGGAUCGCAUAUCCUUGCAGCUCUCAUUGACAGUCCACUUUUACUAUCGUCCAGAGCACUCGCUUUGAUAUAUCUUGUUGUAGCGAGUAUCGCUAUCAGCACUGCCGUGGGCCUUCUGCUUUAUCAGCAAGUAAAUUUACUGUAUAGUGGUGAAACAUUCAUAGACUCACUUAGUACAUACACAAAAUCGAAGGACAGGGAAGGAUGGGACAAUCUACGACGAGUUUUUGGAAACAGGCAUCCUUUUUGGUGGCUCUUGCCCAUAUUUAGGACUUACUCUGAUUCUUCUCUUAAGAAAAUUCAUGUCAGAUAACCGCUAUCGUUCCCGCCAUACAUGUCCGUCCCUACUUCCUUUUUUUAUUUGUACACAAGAUCAAAGAUUACCUAUCGUAGUUUAAUGCCAGAAACUUCAUUAACUAGGUGAUCUUCUAUCCACGAAAUUAGAUGCAAUUUUUCUUUACCUUUUAUUUGGCUUAAAGUUUUAAAUGCUUACUCAAGGUGCAAGCUCAUGUGGUAGUUGUAUGAACUUGCAUUCGUAGUCCGAUAUAUACGCUACUUGACAAUAUGCUCUCGCGUUCUGACGAGUUGCCCCUCAAUAUGAGGUAUCAAAUACUUCUCUUCUCACAAUCACCAUGUGGGUACACUCAAGCGCUGGGUUGUGGAGCUGAAAGAUAAAUAUACAAAGUCCAAAUUGGGCUUUCAUCGAGUUUGCAUGUCUCCUUACCUCAUUACCCCUGAGUGAUAUUUUAGUCUGUAAACGAUCUGAUUACUUUUCAGUAUUUUGGAUCGCUUGGAUCUUUGUUGCACGUCGUUCUCCCUGCACACGCCCCUAUCCUUUUUGGGCCCAUUUUCCACUUCUCUUGUUCUCCUCUGUUUGUGAUUAUGUUCCUUCCGCCCAUAUCUUCUCCUCGCUACUUAUUUAGGAGUGGAAUGUAUACAUGGCGCUUACGUUCCAAGCAAUCCACAAAGGUUCCAAACAGCUCACCUCUGGACCCUUGGGGCUUCACUUUAUUUCACUGUGCCUCGAGUGUUAGUUUAUGAUAUUUAUACCGGACUACUUGUACCAAGCUCUCAGUUGUGAUUUUAUGUGCGGUGUUAACAAGUGCAUGUCUUUUCUUUUCUUAUCUUGCUGCUUGGCACGAGUUCUUAUCAUCCUUAUUGCUGGUUAC